This is a messenger RNA of Closterium sp. NIES-65, 5661 nucleotides long. Lineage: Eukaryota; Viridiplantae; Streptophyta; Zygnematophyceae; Desmidiales; Closteriaceae. The record is from the annotation of a GenBank genome assembly.
AUGUUAGGGUGCAUGCCGUCCUACUCCACAGGUGUGCAUGGGCCGUCUCACUGCCCGAUUUUCACAAGCACGGUUGAGCUGCCCGGUUGGGGCAGCUUCACGGGCAGUAGCUGCAUGACGAAAACACAGGCGGAGACGAGUGCGGCGUUCGAGGCGUGGUUUGGGUUUUUCGUGGCAGGGUCAUUCAUUCGUGGAGGGGAGAGCGGUGUACCCGCGGGAGGGCCAAUGGCAGAGGAACAGCCGGAAGGUGUGGCAGCUGAUGCUGAAGGGGGAGUGGUGGGAACAGCACCAGAGGAGGCCGCAGCAGUAGCAGCAAAGGUGGAAUCAGAAAUGGCUUCAGCAGCAGGACGAGAGGAGGUGGGUGUAGGAAGUUGUGGGGUGCUGAAGGUUGCUGGAGCAGUUGAGGCAGCAGCAGCAGAUGUAGCAAGCACAAGUGCAGGAGGAGCGGGAGCAGCGGCAGCAGUGGAAGUAAAAGAAGAACUCAUAGCGGGAGCGGAGUGUGUUGGGGGGGAGGUCGCACCUGCAGCAGUAGCAGAGGGUGCUGGGGGGGAGGUAGCACCUGCAACAACAGAUGGUGCUGGGGGGGAGGUAGCACCUACAAAAACGGAGGGCGCUGGGGGGGAGGCAGCACCUGCAGCAACGGAGGAUAUUGGGGGGGAGGUAGCACCUGCAGAAACGGAGGGUGCUGGGGGGGAGGCAGUACCUGCAGCAGUAGCAGAGGGUGCAGGAGGGGAGGUAGCACCUGCAGUAGUAGCAGAGAGUGCUGCGGGGGAGGUAGCCCCUGCAGCACAACCAGAGGGUGCAGGAGGGGACGUAGCUGCUGCUGGUGAUGCUGCAGCUGGUGCUGCCACUGGUGCUCCUAUCCCCUCUACAGAGUCUUCUGGUGAUGUUGUAGAGGUGGGAGCUGUUAAGAAGACCGCUUUCCUCGUCGCCCGCGCUUUCCCUCAUUACCCUCCCCGACCCUCUGGUCGCAUAUGUUCCCGUAGUUGCCCACGCUCUCCCACGUUAACCACACAUCCCCUCGUCGCAAGUGCUAGUAGUAAACAUACCGCGCUUCAGAUCGUCACCCGCGCUCCCCUCAUCACCCUCGUCGACCCACACCGAUCCUCGCCGCCCUCACCUCCCUUGGUCACCGACAUUCCCUCUCGUCGCUCGCGCUUCCCCUCAUCACCCGUGCCGACCCUCGCCGCCCUCGCCUCCCCUCGUCGCCCGCGCGUCCCGUCGUCGGGCUUGCCUCCCAGUCACUCGCGCUUCCCCUCGUCAUCCGCCAUCUGCCCCCGUUCCCCCCAUCCUCUUCCCUGUUUCCCCGUAUCCCCUGCCGUGCUUCCCCCCAUCCUAUCCCCUCUUACCCCGUAUCCCCUGCCCUGCUUCCCCCCAUCCCCUUCCCUGCUUCCCCCCAUCCCCUUCCCUACUUCCCCCCAUCCCCUUCCCUGCUUCCCCCCAUCCCCUUCCCUACUUCCCCCCAUCCCCUUCCCUGCUUCCCCUUAUCCCCUUCCCUGCUUCCCCUCGUCCCCUCCCCUGCUUUCCCCCAUCCCCUUCCCUGCUUCCCUCCAUCCCCUUCCCUGCUUUCCCCUAUCCCCUGCCCUGCUUCCCCCCAUCCCCCUUCCCUGCUUCCCCCCAUCCCCUCCCCUGCUUCCCCCCAUUCCCUCCCCUGCUUCCCCCCAUCCCCCUCCCUGUUUCCCCCCAUCCCCUUCCCUGCUUCCCCCCAUCCCCUCCCCUGCUUCCCCCCAUUCCCUCCCCUGCUUCCCCCCAUCCCCCUCCCUGUUUCCCCCCAUCCCCUCCCCUGCUUCCCCCCAUCCCCUUCCCUUCUUCCCCCCAUCCCCUCCCCUGCUUCCUCCUAUCCCCUUCCCUGCUUCCCCCCAUCCCCUUCCCUACUUCCCCCCAUCCCCUUCCCUGCUUCCCCUCAUCCCCUUCCCUGCUUCCCCUCAUCCCCUCCCCUGCUUUCCCCCAUCCCCUUCCCUGCUUCCCCCCAUCCCCUUCACUGCUUCCCCCCAUCCCCUGCCCUACUUUCCCCCAUCCCCUGCCCUGCUUCCCCCCAUCCCCCUCCCUGCUUCACCCCAUCCCCUUCCCUGCUUCCCCCCAUCCCCUUCCCUGCUUCCCCCCAUCCCCUUCCCUGCUUCCCCCAUCCCUUUCCCUGCUUCCCCUCAUCCCCUCCCCUGCUUUCCCCCAUCCCCUUCCCUGCUUCCCCCCAUCCCCUGCCCUGCUUCCCCCCAUCCCCCUCCCUGCUUCCCCCCAUCCCCUGCGCUGCUUCCCCCCAUCCCCCUCCCUGCUUCCCCCCAUCCCCUUCCCUGCUUCCCCCCUUCCCUUUCCCUGCUUCCCCCCAUCCCGUCCCGUGCUUCCCCCAAUCCCCUUCCCUGCUUCCCCCCAUCCGCUUCCCUGCUUCCCCCCAUCCCCUCCCCUGCUUCCCCCCAUCCCCCUCCCUGUUUCCCCCCAUCCCCUUCCCUUCUUCCCCCCAUCCCCUCCCCUGCUUCCCCCCAUUCCCUCCCCUGCUUCCCCCCAUCCCCCUCCCUGUUUCCCCCCAUCCCCUCCCCUGCUUCCCCCCAUCCCCUCCCCUGCUUCCUCCUAUCCCCUUCCCUGCUUCACCCCAUCCCCUUCCCUGCUUCCCCCCAUCCCCUUCCCUGCUUCCCCCCAUCCCUUUCCCUGCUUCCCCUCAUCCCCUCCCCUGCUUUCCCCCAUCCCCUUCCCUGCUUCCCCCCAUCCCCUGCCCUGCUUCCCCCCAUCCCCCUCCCUGCUUCCCCCCAUCCCCUGCCCUGCUUCCCCCCAUCCCCCUCCCUGCUUCCCCCCAUCCCCUUCCCUGCUUCCCCCCUUCCCUUUCCCUGCUUCCCCCCAUCCCGUCCCGUGCUUCCCCCCAUCCCCUUCCCUGCUUCCCCCCAUCCCCUUCCCUGCUUCCCCCCAUCCCCUCCCCUGCUUUCCCCCAUCCCCUUCCCUGCUUCCCCUCAUCCCCUUCCCUGCUUCCCCUCAUCCCCUCCCCUGCUUUCCCCCAUCCCCUUCCCUGCUUCCCCCCAUCCCCUGCCCUGCUUCCCCCCAUCCCCCUCCCUGCUUCACCCCAUCCCCUUCCCUGCUUCCCCCCAUCCCCUUCCCUGCUUCCCCCCAUCCCCUUCCCUGCUUCCCCCCAUCCCUUUCCCUGCUUCCCCUCAUCCCCUCCCCUGCUUUCCCCCAUCCCCUUCCCUGCUUCCCCCCAUCCCCUUCCCUGCUUCCCCCCUUCCCUUUCCCUGCUUCCCCCCAUCCCGUCCCGUGCUUCCCCCCAUCCCCUUCCCUGAUUCACCCCAUCCCCUUCCCUGCUUCCCCCCAUCCCCUUCCCUGCUUCCCCCCAUCCCCUUCCCUGCUUCCCCUCAUCCCCUCCCCUGCUUUCCCCCAUCCCCUUCCCUGCUUCCCCCCAUCCCCUGCCCUGCUUCCCCCCAUCCCCCUCCCUGCUUCACCCCAUCCCCUUCCCUGCUUCCCCCCAUCCCCUUCCCUGCUUCCCCCCAUCCCCUUCCCUGCUUCCCCCCAUCCCUUUCCCUGCUUCCCCCCAUCCCCUUCCCUGCUUCCCCCCAUCCCCUUCCCUGCUUCCCCCCAUCCCUUUCCCUGCUUCCCCUCAUCCCCUCCCCUGCUUUCCCCCAUCCCCUUCCCUGCUUCCCCCCAUCCCCUUCCCUGCUUCCCUCCAUCCCCUUCCCUGCUUUCCCCUAUCCCCUGCCCUGCUUCCCCCCAUCCCCCUUCCCUGCUUCCCCCCAUCCCCUCCCCUGCUUCCCCCCAUUCCCUCCCCUGCUUCCCCCCAUCCCCCUCCCUGUUUCCCCCCAUCCCCUUUCCUGCUUCCCCCCAUCCCCUCCCCUGCUUCCCCCCAUCCCCUGCCUUGCUUCACCCCAUCCCCCUCCCUGCUUCCCCCCAUCCCCUUCCCUACUUUCCCCCAUCCCAUGCCCUGCUUCCCCCCAUCCCCCUCCCUGCUUCACCCCAUCCCCUUCCCUGCUUCCCCCCAUCCCCUUCCCUGCUUCCCCCCAUCCCCUUCCCUGCUUCCCCCCAUCCCUUUCCCUGCUUCCCCUCAUCCCCUCCCCUGCUUUCCCCCAUCCCCUUCCCUGCUUCCCCCCAUCCCCUGCCCUGCUUCCCCCCAUCCCCCUCCCUGCUUCCCCCCAUCCCCUGCGCUGCUUCCCCCCAUCCCCCUCCCUGCUUCCCCCCAUCCCAUUCCCUGCUUCCCCCCUUCCCUUUCCCUGCUUCCCCCCAUCCCGUCCCGUGCUUCCCCCAAUCCCCUUCCCUGCUUCCCCCCAUCCGCUUCCCUGCUUCCCCCCAUCCCCUUCCUUGCUUCACCCCAUCCCCUUCCCUGAUUCCCCCCCAUCCCCUCCCCUGCUUCCCCCCAUCCCCCUCCCUGUUUCCCCCCAUCCCCUUCCCUUCUUCCCCCCAUCCCCUCCCCUGCUUCCCCCCAUUCCCUCCCCUGCUUCCCCCCAUCCCCCUCCCUGUUUCCCCCCAUCCCCUCCCCUGCUUCCCCCCAUCCCCUCCCCUGCUUCCUCCUAUCCCCUUCCCUGCUUCACCCCAUCCCCUUCCCUGCUUCCCCCCAUCCCCUUCCCUGCUUCCCCCCAUCCCUUUCCCUGCUUCCCCUCAUCCCCUCCCCUGCUUUUCCCCAUCCCCUUCCCUGCUUCCCCCCAUCCCCUGCCCUGCUUCCCCCCAUCCCCCUCCCUGCUUCCCCCCAUCCCCUGCCCUGCUUCCCCCCAUCCCCCUCCCUGCUUCCCCCCAUCCCCUUCCCUGCUUCCCCCCUUCCCUUUCCCUGCUUCCCCCCAUCCCGUCCCGUGCUUCCCCCCAUCCCCUUCCCUGAUUCACCCCAUCCCCUUCCCUGCUUCCCCCCAUCCCCUUCCCAGCUUCCCCCCAUCCCCUUCCCUACUUCCCCCCAUCCCCUUCCCUGCUUCCCCUCAUCCCCUUCCCUGCUUCCCCUCAUCCCCUCCCCUGCUUUCCCCCAUCCCCUUCCCUGCUUCCCCCCAUCCCCUGCCUUGCUUCACCCCAUCCCCCUCCCUGCUUCCCCCCAUCCCCUUCCCUACUUUCCCCCAUCCCCUGCCCUGCUUCCCCCCAUCCCCCUCCCUGCUUCCCCCCCAUCCCCUUCCCUGCUUCCCCCCAUCCCCUUCCCUGCUUCCCCCCAUCCCCUUCCCUGCUUCCCCUCAUCCCCUUCCCUGCUUCCCCUCAUCCCUUCCCCUGCUUCCCCCCAUCCCCUUCCCUGCUUCCCCCCAUCCCCCCCCCCCCUGCUGCCUCCCAUUACUCUCAUUCUCCUUCCUCCUGCACUCACACCUCUCAGUCCUCUCGCACUCUCUCUCUCCGUCCUCUCGCACUCGCACUCUACUCCCCACCACCCUCAGCCCUCCUUCCCCUCGCACCCACCCAUGUUCCCACCUGCCCUCCCCAUCCCUGCCUUUCCCUCCCUGCCCUGCCCUUCCCUUCUCCAUCCCUUCUCAAACCUCCCCUUUCAUGUCAUGCCCUCACCUUCCCCCUCAUCUUCCGCCCUCCAGUUACCAUGCAUGUGCACCCAUCAUUGUCUCCCCAUACCGGUACAUGCUUUCAUCAUGUGCGCUUGCUUGUGUUCCCCUGCAGUUUUUCCCUUGGCACCUCACACCACUUCCCCCAUGUUCCAUCACACAAUUCUUUCUGCCUACUCCACUCUCCAAAUUUUCAGUGGUGAAGCAGAGGAGCAAGCUGAGGCGCAGCUAG